AUGUCUGUUGCAGAGUAUGCCGUCAAGUUUCAAUCCUUGUGUAGGUUCGCACCACACUACAAUACUGUUGAGGCUGAGCAUGAUAAAUGUGUGAAGUUUGAGAGUGGUUUGAGGCCUGAGAUUAAGCAUUUGAUCGGAUUUUCUGAGAUUAGAGACUUUCCAACAUUGGUAAACAAGAGUCGUAUAUGUGAUGAAGAUGGAAGAGCUAGAGCGAACCACUACAAGAUGGCUAAUGAAAAGAAAGGCAAGGAUGGGAACCGUUGGAAACCUUAUGACAACAAGGGGAAAAGGAAAGGUGAAAGUAGUGGAAAGAAAACUACUGAGAAUUAUGAUAAGGAGAAAGUUAAGUGCUAUAGGUGUGGAGGAUUUGGUCACAAAUCUUUUGAGUGCAAGAAAAAUGUUGUAUGCUUCAACUGCAAUGAAGAAGGUCACCAGAGCCCGAAAUGUAAGAAGCCUAAGAAGAAUGGUGGAAAGGUCUUUGCUUUGGAUGGUGGUGACGCGAAUGUAACAGAUAACCUUAUCAGAGGUACGUGUUUCAUUCAUGAUACUCCUUUAUGUGCCAUCAUUGAUACUGGAGCUACACAUUCCUUUAUUUCUAUUUGGUGUGUGAAGCGUCUUAAUCUAGAAACUACUGUUAUGUCGAAAUGCAUGGUAAUAGAAACGCCGGCUAGUGAUUCGGUUAUGACUAAGCUUGUAUGUGUUAAUUGUCCGGUAACUAUUUUCGGUAGACAUUUUGGUAUGGACCUUACAAUAAUUUUCCCUAAACCGUAUGAGAGUCCGAAACCAAACCUUAUGGGUAGUAGUGAAGUGAUUAGAUCCUCGAAGGAGCACGCAGAAAUGUUUGUCAUGAUUGUCUCACUGAAGUUAGUAGGGCAGUCAGAAGUGAGUCAAUUACCUGUUGUUUGUGAUUUUCCGAACGUUUUUCCUGAAGAUGUAUCAGAUUUACCACCUGAGAGGGAGGUUGAGUUUAGUAUUGAAGUAGUGCCUGGUACUAGUCCGAUAUCUAUGGCGCCGUAUAGAAUGCCAGCAUCAGAGUUAGAGCAAUUAAAGAAACAGUUGGAGGAGCUUUUGGAAAAGAAAUUUAUUAGACCCAGUGUAUCACCUUGGGGUGCACCGGUACUUUUGGUAAAGAAGAAGGAUGGAAGCAUGAGGCUAUGCAUAGAUUAUCGACAGUUGAACAAAGUGACAAUCAAAAAUAAGUAUCAAUUGGUAGUGGGAACGGAUUGA
Molecule: messenger RNA, 1227 nt
Organism: Trifolium pratense (red clover)
Lineage: Eukaryota; Viridiplantae; Streptophyta; Magnoliopsida; Fabales; Fabaceae
Exons: 2
Coding region: 1-1227 (408 amino acids)
Molecular function (GO): nucleic acid binding; zinc ion binding
Source: RefSeq, a predicted model, not a curated record